Messenger RNA from Clonostachys rhizophaga, 1152 nucleotides. Lineage: Eukaryota; Fungi; Ascomycota; Sordariomycetes; Hypocreales; Bionectriaceae. The record is from the annotation of a GenBank genome assembly.
AUGCCUCCCACACCCUGUGUGAGAUGCCAUGAGCAACGGGCCGUCGUCAAGAGGCCAAAAAAUCACCAAAAGCUUUGCCGGGAGUGCUUUCUUUCUAUUUUCGAAGACGAAAUUCAUCAUACCAUCACUUCAUCAAAACUCUUUUACCCAGGAGAAAGGGUAGCCAUCGGUGCAUCAGGAGGAAAGGAUUCCACAGUGCUGGCGUCGGUGUUAAAGACUUUGAACCAGCGCCAUGACUAUAAGCUUGAUCUGGUAUUAUUGAGUGUUGAUGAGGGUAUCAAGGGCUACAGAGAUGACUCUCUUGAAACAGUGAAGCGAAAUGCCACCCAAUACGAAAUGCCGUUGAAGAUUGUGGGUUACGAUGAGUUGUAUGGAUGGACUAUGGACCAAGUCGUUGAGACGAUUGGUAAGAAGGGAAACUGCACCUAUUGCGGUGUAUUUCGUCGUCAGGCCCUGGAUCGUGGCGCAAAGAAGCUGGACAUCAAGCACGUCGUCACGGGCCACAACGCUGAUGACGUUGCUGAGACGGUCUUGAUGAAUCUUCUCCGUGGAGACCUGGCUCGUCUUUCGAGAAGCACCAAUAUCGUCACAGGUGACUCCCUCAGUGACGUCAAGCGGAGCAAGCCUCUCAAGUAUGCCUACGAGAAAGAAAUCGUGCUCUACGCCCAUCAUAAGAAACUCGAUUACUUUAGUACCGAGUGCAUUUACAGCCCAGAAGCAUUUCGCGGUACCGCACGCAGUUUAAUCAAGAGUCUUGAGAAAGUUCGACCUAGUGCUAUUCUCGACAUUGUGAGGAGUGGCGAAGAUAUGGGCGAGUUAACACCGGACAAAGUACAGGCCUCGUGUGCUUGUGAUGAUGGUGGGAUGGGAAGCUGUGGAUCUGGAGCUCAGAAAGAGGCAGCGCUCAAGAAGGAUUCUCAGAUGGAAAAACUUGAAACAGAGAUCAAGUUAAACAAAACAGAAGAGCCCUCGGAUGUGGUCAAGCUACCCAUACGAGGAAAACACGGAAAGCAAACGAAAGGAUCAACCACGGGAGCAUUGCCGAGCCUUGGAAAAUGUAUCAAGUGCGGAUACAUGUCGAGCCAGUCCAUAUGUCAGGCUUGCACCUUACUCGAAACUUUAAACAAGAAUAGAGCAGACAUAGCAAUAUGA